Messenger RNA from Penicillium bovifimosum, 1239 nucleotides. RefSeq lists its product as uncharacterized. NCBI's taxonomy places the organism in Eukaryota, Fungi, Ascomycota, Eurotiomycetes, Eurotiales, Aspergillaceae. The coding region runs from base 1 to 1239 and encodes 412 amino acids. The transcript is spliced from 4 exons. The record is from RefSeq and is a predicted model, not a curated record.
AUGGAGCGAAAGGCGAUGCCGCUCCCUCGCGUUCCUGGCUUGAGCCUCCCAUCAUUUCGGGAGGUGGAGGAGGCCAUCUUCUCCCACAGGCGUGGGGAAGAAAGCUUUGCUAUUCCUCGUGGAAAUAAUAGCACAGAUGAGGAACGUGUCCCAUCUUGUCGGGAACUGGAGGAGUCUGUCUUCUCCCACAGGCGUGGGGGAGAAAGCUUUGCUACUACUUUUGGAAUAGAUGGCACAUAUGAGAGACCUGGCGAGAGUGCCACGAGUAUCUCGCCUUCUCCAGGCCACAAUAACACCUCGGAGAAUCCAUUUCCUCCAUAUCCAGUUCGUGGAUGGAACAUCCCGCCUGACCCCAGCCAAAAUGCAUUUUGGGAAUCGGGAUUUGCCCGCAGACAUCCUAAUCUUCCAAGGGUGCUCUACUCCCAGCCAUCUCAGACACAGGCAGUGAACAGAGGGCGAUUUCCAACCCGCAACCUGCCCAUCCGCGAGAGACUGAGCGAGAUUUCAUCAACUACUAUACAGUGGUCCGUCAGUCCCGCGCCGACACCCUCCAGCUCUCAACUGUCCCCAAGUUCAGAGCCUUGGUCGCCAGAGACUCGACCAAUACAUCCACCCCGACCCCCUCUUGCAGACCGAAACCCCAAUGAACCACUCCGUUCCAGGCCGAGGGACCAACCCGAACCCUCGCCCGUCUCAUAUCCACGGACCCAACGCCGUCGUAUUGGCGUCGCCUUCCAGGAUGUGGCGGCGCACACAGCAAAGUGCGACGUUUGCAACAAGCGGAACAAGAACGGCAUGUCCCGAUGCCAGAACUGUGGCUGGCAGAUUUGUCGCAAGUGUGUCAGUGAUCGAGGCGCAGAUCGGACUCACGCCUCAUUCGGGGCUACCCAUGUCCCCGAGCGGAAUGAAGAUACUGGACAAGUAUCCCCGGCUGUGGAGCAUGGCGAAGAAGUGAGGGCCGCGCAGAGCCUGCUUGAUCUUGGGGCUUAUGGUAACCGGGAUCCUAGCGCGGUCGAAAGCCCUGAAAAUAGUCGUCGGGAUGGGCCUUCUCCUGUAGCUGUUCGUGGGAGCCAGCUGGGUGAUGCUCUGUCUACUGAUUCGGAGCUUACGUUGUAUGCUGGGGAGUGGCCGGAUGAAGAGGACGAUGUCCCCAUCGGGGAGGAUGGGUUGCCUCUGGGGUAUGUGAUUACCCGCCGCAAUCCUUCGCGUGCUGCGAGACCCUCAAAGAUGGCGGAAUAA